Messenger RNA from Closterium sp. Naga37s-1, 1938 nucleotides. Lineage: Eukaryota; Viridiplantae; Streptophyta; Zygnematophyceae; Desmidiales; Closteriaceae. The record is from the annotation of a GenBank genome assembly.
AUGGACCACGCUGUCUUCAAACAUUUCAGCAUCAUUAAGCGGGUUGAAGGCAAAGCACAGCAGUACGAGUGUAAGUACUGCUUCAAUGUUUUCACCGGUGCAGUCAUUCGUUGCGCGCAGCACCUGAGCUCGUGGAAGGGAAUGAAGCGUCGUGAGGUGAUGCUUUGCAAGGAGGCACCGCAAGACGUACGCAAGGAGAUGCGCACCAAAUACGAAAACCUGGCUGCCGCGAACGAGGAAAAGCGCCGAGCAACAUCUGCUGCGGUUGCGGCGGUCCAGGCUGGCGGUGGGAAGCGGCGCAUAACCGACUACUUGGAGGGAGAUGCUGCUGCGGCUAAGCGGGAUGCUCACGAGGGCCUUGCGCUGAUGUUUGCGGCCUGCAGAAUCCCGGAGAUCACCAUAAACCACCCGCUGUUCGUCAACGCCAUGCUGCUCGUCAACCGCGCCGGCCCCGGCUACGUCCCCCCCAAGAGGAGCUUCAUUGGCGGGGCUGGACUAGUCGCUGUCCGCAAAGGGAUUGAGCAGGGGCUGAUGGGGAUUAAAACGAGCUGGAAGAAGACGGGGGUAACAAUUGCGUCCGACAUGAUGACGGACAAAUGUGGGAGGGCGCAAGCGAACGUCCUUCUGAUUAACGACUCCGGCGCCGUCUUCAAGGAGGCGAUCGACUGCGGUAUGGAGCGUAAGACGGGGGGAUACGUAGCGGGGAUUCUGCAGCCGGUGGUGGAGGAAGUAGGACCAGAAAAUGUGGUCGCGUUUUGUAUGGAUGGGGGAUUGAACUAUGCCGUGGCUGUCCAGGAGCUGAUUGCCAAGUGGCCCCACAUUCAGCAGGUCCCUUGUGCCACGCAUGUGAUGGAUCUCCUCCAGGAGGACGUGGGAAAGAUGGGGUGGGCAAAAGGGGUGGUGGAUCGGACAGGGGAGAUGAUUUCGUUCAUGCGCAACCAUCAUUGGACGCGCGCUUACCUGAGGACCCCGGAGUUGGUGGAGGGGAAGGUGCUGCAGCCGCUGAAGCCGGCGGGAACAAGGUUCGGGACACAAUACAUUGAUGUGUCCCGCCUUUGUGAGUUGCGUAGCACCCUGAACGCGAUGGUACUUACCUACAGGUGGAAGGAGUGGGCCGUGGGGUCGCGGAAGGAAGCUGCCGAGACCUUUGCUGCUCGGGUCCUCGAUGCCGCAUGGUGGCGGACAGCUGAAUUCUUCUGCAAGCUGAUGAAACUGCCCUACAAGGCGAUGCGGCAGACGGACGCAGAUGCGAAGGGGAUGAUGGGCCGGCUUUACGAUGUAAUGCUGCAGCUUACAGAGGAUGUCAACAACCUCUUGGACGAGGAUGAGGAGCAGCUGAGUAGCACGGACAAGGUGCAGAUCCGUCGCAUCAUCAAGAACCGUUGGGAUAACAACCUCGCCUGCGCCAUGCACGUUGCUGACCGAAUCCUCAAUCCCGCCAACCAGGAGGAGGACAUCUUCGGCAGCGACGCCGAAUGCACCCGGGUUUUCAAGGCAUUUAUCAACCAGCACGUGGAGUUCCUCAUCGGCCACGACGGGAAGGGGAGGGAGGAGGGUGUUGAUUACUUGCUUGCCUUGGGUGACGGGCUGAGGGCUUUCUUGGACCUGAAAGGAAGUUUCGGGAUGCCGGAGGCGCUUGCACAAAGGGCGAAGGUGAAGGCGGGUAAAUACAGCAUGGUGAAGUGGUGGCAGUGGAACGGCACAGAUGCACCUCACCUGAUGUCUCUCGCCGUGAGGGUGCUCUCUCAGCCUAGACAGACAAUAACGGGUGCAGUCAGAGGGGAGGCGAGGAGAGGCAAGAGAAAGGAGCUGGGAGAGGCGAGCAGCAGCAGUGCUGCGGGUGUGCACCCGCCACCAACGCGGGCCCCCACGCAUACCACUCACUCACGCACCCACCCACCCACCCAGCCGCAAGCCAGCAUCCAGCACCCACCGUGA